This is a messenger RNA of Polypterus senegalus (gray bichir), 4310 nucleotides long. It is a transcript of the gene dennd2b, whose product is annotated as DENN domain containing 2B. Lineage: Eukaryota; Metazoa; Chordata; Cladistia; Polypteriformes; Polypteridae. Gene Ontology annotation, biological process: positive regulation of ERK1 and ERK2 cascade. The record is from RefSeq and is a predicted model, not a curated record. The transcript is spliced from 20 exons. Bases 380 to 3751 code for a protein of 1123 amino acids.
GAUGUGGAAGAGUUGAAGCAGAAGAGGUGACAGAAAGCGAUAUACGUUCAAAUAAUAUAUUUGUUUUGCAGAAAAAAGCGUAAAUGAACAAAAGGGUAUAAUAGCGCGAAGAAGAAAAAAGCCUAUUCCUCCCCUAAAGAUCUUAACUUUUCACGUGUCUUGCCGGUCCAUCGUCAUUGCUUCCUGUGCAGCCUCUCUCCAGAAAAAAAAAAGAAAGAAAGAAAGUUGAGAGCAGUUAGACAGAGCACAGAAGCAGCAGCGAUAUCCGAGCUCGUGCGGGACGCUGCCUGAACCAUGGAAAUCUAAUCCAAAAGGAACAGAAAGGAGAUCUUUAAAGCGCGACUAACGGUGACCUUGAACACUUUAGACAGAGCCAACAAUGACAGCCAACAAGAAUGCCAAAGUCCCUCACAAAUCUGGAGGAAAUAAAAUACAUCGGGACGUUCCUGAAAGGUGCCAUUCAGCAUCUCCACCUCCUGUCCUUUCUCCAGCCAAAGUUCCUACAUAUCCACUGAGUGAUAGUGAAGAGUUCUUCCAAAAGAGCAGAUAUGCCAAAACUCGAUUCCUAAGUCUCUCAAACUGGAGUAACAAGAAUUCAACACUGAGGAGUAGCCCCAUACCUAAUUCCGACAGUGAUCCUCAGAACAGGCUUUUAAAAUCUCUCAGUAUUGGUUGCCUGGAUACAAAGAUUCCAAGCUGCAAAAACCUUGCAGAAAAUAAAGACCAGAAAGAGAACUUACAGGAAAGCUCACCUUCUGAUGGGAUAAGCAGCAACCAGUUGGGCAGGAACACACUCUCCCUACGUUCUAGUGCAAACCACAAGAGUCUGUCUCUUAGCCGGACCAGCAUUUCGUCUCACUCAUUUGGCAUUCAGAAAAGGAUUUCUGAGUGGGAAGGCAGGAAUGUAGCACCUUGUAAGAUGAGUCUCUGCUUAGACAAGAGACCACUUGGAGAAAGAGUGGGCAGUGAGGGGUGUCCAAGCUUGCUGUCAUCUCCAUGCAGUGAAAAGACUUUUGACUUCAAAGGGGUUAGGAGAAUGAGCAGAACCUUCUCUGAGUGCUCCUACCCAGAGACAGAGGAGGAGGAGUCUCUAGACAAAGAAACUCCCUCUAGGUUUGAAAAGAGAUUGAGCAAGAGUGACAUGCCUAACACUUUUCAUCGCUCAAGCCCAAGAAAAGGGGCAUCAGCUGUGCUAAACAGGAUACAAAAAAUUGAGCAGGCCCUGAAGGAAAGCCCCACUAGUGCUCCCCCUCAGUUUCCAAGCAGCUGCUAUGGCACAGAUAAAGUAAAUAAGAAAUCUUUCACUAUAGGGACCCCUGAGGAUUCUGAAAGCAUUUCCACCAGCAAAAGGAGCAGUAUCAGUUCUGUGAUAACUGAGCCAGAUUUAUCACCUGGAUCAGAGAAAAUAACAAAAAUUAAGCAAAGAUUCAGUAUGUGCUCUGGAAGAUCUUGUAGUCCUGAUUUGCUUCUGGGAAAUCCAAGUAAUACUGAAGUCAACCCUGUUCCAAAGCCUAAACGCACAUUUGAAUAUGAAGCUGACCAGUGCCACAAGGAAAUGCCAAAUAAUGGAAUACCUCCCACUCAACUGACUGUUUCUCCUCCCCCACUCCCCUCCACUCCUGCUCCUCCUGUAACACGGAGACAGAAAAAGGAUGGUAGCUUCCCCAGGAAGGGGCAGAACAGGAAAUCACUAGAGUUUGAGGAUGCUUCCAGUCUUCAGUCCUCAUAUCCAUCCUCCCCAACAGAGAAUGGCACAGUCCCACUUGAGACUCAAAGUCGUCUCAGCUCAAAAGGCACUUUAGAAGAAAAUGCUUAUGAAGAUAUUGCAGAGUCAAGCAAAGAGAACCCUUACGAGGAUGUGGACCUAAAAGGCCGACAUCCAGGAAGAAAGUCCAAGAUGUUAUCUGAAAACUCUAGACAUUCACUGCACAGGAUGUGGACUCCUCAACACAGGAAGUAUACAACAGCUCCACAGCUCCCUUUGAAGCCCAGUAGUCAGUCUCUUCGUUUACCUGGUGCCUCAGAACGCAAGAGCCAGCAUAUCACACGCCUUUCAAAGAGACAUAGCCAUGACGACAUGCUGUUGUUGCCACAUCUUGGUAUGUCUUCUUCCCCCUGCUGCUUCAACGAGGACAGUCUGAGCACCACCAGCGAGAUUCUUGGGACACGCAGGACUAGGAGGAUCCCGAAACUUGUUCGCAGGAUUAAUUCCAUUUAUUGUGCAAAAAGAGGAAAAAAGCGGCUGAAGAAACUUACAGUGUCAAAUGUAGAGACCUCAUCUUUGCGAGAUGAGAACAGUGAGAGUGAGAGUGACUCAGAUGACAGAUUUAAAGCUCAUACACAGCGUUUGGUGCAUCUGCAGUCCAUGCUGAAACGGGCUCCCAGUUAUCGGACUCUGGAGUUAGAGUUGAUUGAGUGGCAGGAAAGGGAGCUGUUUGAGUACUUUGUGGUGGUAUCACUGAGAAAGAAACCUUCCAAGAACACCUAUAUCCCUGAAGUCUCCUACCAAUUUCCUAAGUUAGAAAGGCCAACCAAGCAGAUGAGGGAAGCUGAAGAACGGCUAAAAGCUAUUCCACAAUUCUGUUUUCCUGAUGUGAAAGACUGGAACCCAGUCUCGCAUUACAAUAGUGAAACCUUUUCUUUCAUGUUGACUGGAGAGGAUGGAAGCCGGAGAUUCGGAUACUGCAGACGAUUAUUGCCAUGUGGUAAAGGUCCUCGUUUACCUGAAGUGUACUGUGUCAUCAGCAGGCUAGGAUGUUUUGACUUGUUUUCAAAGAUCCUAGAUGAAGUGGAAAGGAGAAGGGGGAUAUCAGCAGCAUUGGUUUACCCAUUUAUGAGGAGUGUGAUGGAGUCACCAUUUCCUGCACCUGGGAAAAACAUCAAAGUCAAAACCUUCUUACCUGGAGCUGGAAAUGAGGUCAUUGAACUGCGCCGCCCUACGGAUUCUCGCCUGGAACAUGUGGACUUUGAUAGCCUCUUUAGCUGCCUAAGUGUUCGCCAGGUUAUUAGAGUUUUUGCAUCUCUUCUGCUGGAACGGAGAGUCAUAUUUGUGGCAGACAAACUCAGCACCCUGUCAAGCUCUGUUCAUGCUGUUGUAGCUCUGCUGUAUCCCUUCUCUUGGCAGCAUACGUUUAUCCCAGUGCUUCCAUCAUCAAUGAUUGACAUUGUCUGCUGUCCAACUCCUUUUUUGGUUGGUUUGCUCUCCAGUUCCCUUCCCAAACUUAAAGAACUGCCUGUGGAAGAGGCCUUGAUGGUUGACUUAGGAACCGAUCGCCUCAUUAAACAAAUGGAUGAUGAAGAUACUCUUUUACCAAGAAAGCUGCAAGCUGCUCUGGAGCAGGCUCUGGAACACAAAAGUGAUCUGAUCAGUCAAGAUUCGGACAGUGAAUCAGAUGAAGAGUUCAACACGCUUAACAAUCUGGUGUCAGAGGCUUUCAUCCGCUUCUUCCUGGAAACCAUGGGACACUAUUCUUUGUUCUUAACUCAGAAUGAGAAAGGGGAACGAACCUUCCAAAGGGAAGCCUUCCGCAAGUCUGUGGCUUCCAAGAGCAUUCGUCGCUUCUUAGGAGUCUUCAUGGAGUCACAGAUGUUUGCUGGAUUCAUCCAGGACAGGGAACUUAGGAAAUGCAGGGCCAAAGGUCUAUUUGAACAGAGAGCUGAACAGUACUUGGAUGAGCUGCCGGAUAACGAGCAGAGCGGAGUGAACAAGUUUCUGAAGGGCCUUGGAAAGUUUCUGCACAAGAAGAAUUAAUAAAGAAAGUCUACUGUAAUACUCGGCUUUGAAGCUUUAUGUACAAAAACAGCUUUUCACUUGUAAAAAGAAAUUUGUAUUUUAUAACUUGGAAUCAACUACUUUCUUCAAUACAGAUGUACCCAAAACCUUUGGGAAAAUAAUGUACAGUAUAUAGCGCCCUGAAAUAAUGUUACAAAAGAGUGGCAGUCACCUGUUUGUAUAUUGUUGAAGACGUCGGAAAGCCAUGAGGAGGGGAUUAGUCAAGUACCCCAGUGACCACCCAAAACUGUGCAUCUGACUGUUAGAGAAAAGACAACCACUGACUUUGGGGGCUUGUGGAGCGAGUGAAAUGUAUGAACACAACCCCAAACCACAUCACAGUCGUUACCUUUUGAAGAUAUGGAUUUUUAUAAUUCUUUUUUUUUUUUAAUUUGUGCACACAGGAUAGCGAAGUAAUUUGGUACUAGGAGUGAGUAAAACUUGGGACAGCAGAAAACCAUGUUAUAUUUUUAAUGCACUAUUUUUCAGAUAUUCAUUAUGAAUAAAAUAAAUGCUACUCUGUAGUAUAAACACUCAA